This is a messenger RNA of Phaedon cochleariae (mustard beetle), 1104 nucleotides long. The record is from the annotation of a GenBank genome assembly. NCBI's taxonomy places the organism in Eukaryota, Metazoa, Arthropoda, Insecta, Coleoptera, Chrysomelidae.
AUGGUUCAGGGCCAUAUAUUUUUGGCCGAUGAAAUUUCUCUAGCAGACGACAGUGUAUUAGAAAGAUUGAAUUCUCUACUAGAACCGGAAAGGACCUUAUUGCUAGCGGAAAAAGGUAUAGACCUCAACAACCGCGCCAACUCCGAACUGAUAGUCGCGCACCCGAACUUUUUCUUCAUCGGUACGAUGAACCCGGGCGGGGAUUUCGGCAAGAAAGAGCUGUCUCCGGCCCUGAGGAACCGUUUUACGGAGAUCUGGUGCGAUACGUGCCGGCAUCGAGACGAUCUGGUGGCGAUCGUGGAAAGGACCGUCAAAACCGGGGUGUCGAUGGGCAAUCAGGAGGAUUGUUCGAGUGGCGUGGGAAAUUCCAUCAUGGAUUUCGUGGAGUGGUUCGAGAAAAUGGAGGUUGGGAAGAGAUUUACCAUAAGUAUUCGAGACAUCCUGACGUGGGUCAAUUUUAUAAAUACUUGCGCCGAUAGAAUGGAAAUUACGGAGGCCUAUAUUCAUGGAGCUUAUUUGACAUUUUUAGAUAGUUUGGGUUCCGGAAUUACUAGUACAGAAAGCUCGAAAUCGUUGGACAAGUUCAAAUCAGCCUGCCACGAAUUCCUCACCAACCAAACAUCCAAACUCACCCCGUCCGUACCCCACACUCCACCGAGGGUGGAUAAAACUGAUGAUCGGUUCGGCGUCAAACCCUUCUUCAUCCCCACGGGAAAAACCGCCCUUGACUCUACAGAUUUCGCCUUCGACGCCCCUACGACUCUGUCGAACGUUGCGCGGCUGUUGCGGGGCAUGCAGCUGGACAAGGCCAUCCUGUUGGAGGGCAGCCCGGGGGUGGGCAAGACGGGUCUGGUGACCGCCCUGGCUAGGGCGACGGGGCACGAGCUGCUCAGGGUGAAUUUGUCCGAUCAGACGAGCCUCGCUGUUCGUUGGAUGAACGAGUCUUUGGAAAGAGAUGUUCUGCAGGUCUCCAAAGUGACCAUGAAGGGGUACGAAGCCUCAACUCGACGGGUUAAUAUCGCGGGGACUGCCAAGGGAGGAACAAUUGUUGAUAUUUCAGAAGAGCCAGAUCUCCAACUUUUCUACGGUGUUCCAGAGAAGUGA